Messenger RNA from Anopheles marshallii, 876 nucleotides. RefSeq lists its product as uncharacterized. The record is from RefSeq and is a predicted model, not a curated record. The transcript has 2 exons. Bases 1 to 876 code for a protein of 291 amino acids. NCBI's taxonomy places the organism in Eukaryota, Metazoa, Arthropoda, Insecta, Diptera, Culicidae.
AUGUUGGGCGGAUCGGGGUUUUUGGGCAAAUUAAUCAUUCCACUGCUGAUGGCCGAAAUCGCGCUGCUCGGAACGCAUCCACCUAGCGGCAUCUCGCCGGUAAUGGCCACCGACGCAAACAACCCGCCGCCACCGGACGAUGUGGCAAUGAACUGUCUGGAGCACACGGUAACGUCCGGGACAUUCGACCGGUACUACGCGCUGGAGGACAUCGGGAACGAACCGUCCGGCAGCUAUCUGCUGAACGUCAGCGUCACGGUGGAGGUGCGGAACCGGCAGGAGGAGCUGGCCGUCCUGCUCUCCGGCCAGAACCGCUCGUACCAGCAUCCGGACUUUGCCCGCACCUACGAGAUGCGGCUGACGAACGUCUACACGGUGGUGUACCGGGAGACGCUCAAAAUGCAGGCCUACCACAGCCCGACGGACAAGCUGUUCCCGGCGGACCGCUUCCGGCUGCGGUUCCUGCUCAGCCGGGACGGCAACCUGACCGUGCUGGUGAACGACAACAUCCGGCGCCCGCUGCUGGCGGUCGUAGACGCGCGGCCGGCGCUCGCGGUGCAGUACGUCAGCUUUUCGUCGCGCAUGAACGCGUACCCGGUCCGGUUCCUGCUCGGCUGCGGUCUGCCGCAGUACCGGGCGAUCGAGGUGGCUGCCGAGACGGUGGGUGCGCCGUCCAGCCUGCCACUAACCGACGGUUCCUGUCCCGUCUGCCCGAAGCAGCGCUGCGAGGUGGUCGUGAAGGCUUGCGCGGACAGCAGCAAGGAUGCGAACGGGGCCGGCGGCAACGGGGAGCUGGAGCAGCAGAAGUACUACUUCUACUUCAAUCUCUACCUGCUGAAGAACAGGACCAAGUCCAAACCAGCCGACGGGCCGUAG